AUGAGUUCACACCAGCAGAAGCAGCCCUGUGAAGAACCACCUCAGCUGCACGAGCAGCAAGUGAAACAGCCUUGCCAGCCACCACCUCAGGAGCCAUGUGUCUCUCAAAUCAAGAAGCCAUGUGACACCAAGGUUCCGGAGACCAGCCACCCCAAGGCUCCUGAGCCCUGCCACCCCAAGGCCCCUGAGCCCUGCCACCCCAAGGCUCCUGAACCCAACCACCCCAAGGCUCCUGAGCCCUGCCACCCCAAGGCCCCUGAGCCCUGCCACCCCAAGGCUCCUGAACCCAGCCACCCCAAGGCUCCUGAGCCCUGCCACCCCAAGGCCCCUGAGCCCUGCCAUCCCAAGGCCCCUGAGCCCUGCCACCCCAAGGCCCCUGAGCCCUGCCACCCCAAGGCUCCUGAGCCCUGCCCCUCAACUGUCACUCCAGAACUAACCCAACAGAAGACAAAGUAA
This is a messenger RNA of Chionomys nivalis (European snow vole), 456 nucleotides long. RefSeq names its product cornifin-B. Bases 1 to 456 code for a protein of 151 amino acids. The record is from RefSeq and is a predicted model, not a curated record. NCBI's taxonomy places the organism in Eukaryota, Metazoa, Chordata, Mammalia, Rodentia, Cricetidae. The transcript has a single exon.